Fulvia fulva is the source of this 588-nucleotide messenger RNA. RefSeq lists its product as uncharacterized. The record is from RefSeq and is a predicted model, not a curated record. The transcript has a single exon. Bases 1 to 588 code for a protein of 195 amino acids. Lineage: Eukaryota; Fungi; Ascomycota; Dothideomycetes; Mycosphaerellales; Mycosphaerellaceae.
AUGGCGUCCCUCACUAUUACCACCACAGACGCCCAGCGCAACACAUUCCCGUUCUUUGACCUGCCAGGUGAGAUCCGCAAUUACAUCUACGACGAACUAUUCAUCGCAUGCUCUCGACCCGCAAGCAUCGAUCUGAACCUCGACUGUAACAUUGGCAACGUAACAGAUCCGACCGCCUGCAGAAUCAGCAAACAGUUCCGAAGCGAAUACCUGGCGCGAGCCGGAAAACAUCCCAUUGUGACACAAUUCACAGACCACAUCGACUUCGAUGGGACGCUACGCUACCCGAUGCCUCGUCCUGUAUACCGGACCGAGAUUGUCAAGUUACGCCUUUUCGCCACCGCCGUUGAAGGCCAUUCGCAUCUGGAUUGGCUCGAGCCUCUACUUGAAAGGCUCCCGAGAGUCACAGAAGUGGAAAUCAAGGUCGCGCUGCGGAAGGAAGUUGUCGAUGAACAAAGCGAAGAGGUCGAGCGGUGGAUGGUGUUGCGGAAUCUACGCAGCGUGGUAGUCUAUUGCGGCCGAGGACGCAAACUCGAGAACUUCUUCAGCUUCGACGAGCCUGUCAAGCAUACCACGGUCAAGAAAUAG